Molecule: messenger RNA, 1905 nt
Organism: Anthostomella pinea
Lineage: Eukaryota; Fungi; Ascomycota; Sordariomycetes; Xylariales; Xylariaceae
Source: the annotation of a GenBank genome assembly
AUGGGAAGCUUCGUGUUCAAGUGGGAUCACCCCGCCACCGAAGUCUACGUGACGGGCACUUUUGACGGCUGGAAGAAGACCGAGAAGCUAGAGAAGGUUGGCGACCACUUCGAGAAGAACGUGACAGUACCCGAUGCCUCCGAGAAGAUAUUCUACAAGUUUGUUGUAGACGGCGACUGGGUUACUGAUCACACCGCACCGAAAGAAGCCGACGAGAGUGGCAACGAGAACAACGUCCUGACCCCCGAGCGCAUCGUUUCGUCAGCCCCCGCAACGACAGCCAUGAUGAACUCUGCCCACCCCGAUUCCACUACCGCUGCCCUGGCCGCAGAUGCGCCCCUGGAGAAGAAGGAGGACCAGUCUGGUCUUCCUGGAUCUUUCCCAGAGACGCCUGCACUGGAGAAGACGAACAGUGACUUUGGCAUAAACCCGAUGCCGGCCGGUGUGGGUGGCGUCAACCCCAUCAAGCUUGCGCCCGGCGAGAAGAUUCCUGAAGGCAUUGCUGCCGAGAGCACAACCAGCCACGUCAAGCUGGACCCUGAGUCCUAUGCCGCUAGUGACGCGCUUCCAGGUGGCUUUCCUGCUGCAUUCUCCUCGACUGCCCCCGAGUCGAGCACCGCUGCGCUGGCUGCAGGCGCGCCUAUCGAGACCAAGGUCCCCGAGGUCGUCAAGGAGAGUCAAGCGAAGGCGCAUGUCGAUGCCGAGGCCAGCGGAGUCCCUGAAGAGGUCCAGGAGAAGGCUGCUCUUGAGAGCGAACUCCUCGACAAGGUGAAGGAGGCGCCCAGCACCUCCGAGGGCACUUCCGGCUAUGGUACAGAGAAGACCGAGAAGACUGUCGACGCUAGCGAGGCAGCAGCAGCUGUCGCGGCUGCCGCUACCGCUCUUGGCGGUGCCGCCGUCGCCGGUGCCUUUAUGGCCAAGGAUGCUGCUAUUGAGAAGGCCAAGGACGCUACUGUCGCUGCCCAAGCUUCUGCCACUGAAGCCGCAACCAACUUGCCUGACUCGGUCAAGGAGAAGUUGCCCGAGUCGGUCCAGAACGCCAUCGGAACCACGACAAAGGAGGAAACUCGUGAGGAAGUCUCGCCUGAGGUGCCUACCGAAGUAAAGCAAUCCAUUACUGAAGCUGAAAAGGACCCUGAGGCUGCGGCAAACACGGAAGCUGUCGUAGAGAAGAAGGCAAUGGAGGCUGAGCUUCUCAAGGAGAUUACACCAGCCCAGGUGACCAGCGAGCCCGCCAUCGGAACCACGCCAAAGGAGGAAACUCGUGAGGAAGUCUCGCCUGAGGUGCCUACCGAAGUAAAUGAAUCCAUCACCGAAUCUGGAAGGGCCCCCGAGGCUGCGGCAAACACGGAAGCUGUCGUAGAGAAGAAGGCGAUGGAGGCUGAGCUCCUCAAGGAGAUCACACCAGCCAAGGUGACCAGCGAGCCCGGCAAAGCCGAGACUCCCGCCGCGACAGAGACGAAGCCAGCCGAGGGUCCCCUGCCCGUCCUCGAGCCUUUGUCCGCACUGGCGGCUCCGGUAGUGCUGGGUCCGGAAGUGACGACCGGUGUAGAGACGAAGCCCGUAGAGACGGAGACGGAGCCUGUCGAGACGAAGCCCGUCGAGGUUCCCGAGCCCGUCAUCGAGCCUGCGUCCUCACAGACAGCUCCAGUUGUGACGACCGGCGUUGAGACGAAACCUACCGAGGAGACGACUACCAACCGCGCCCCGUCUGUUGACCCUACCACGCCUGCCAAGCCUGUUGAACCGGCUGCCGGUACUCCCAGCAGCAGCAGCGUCUCCAAGCCCACCGAUAGUGCCGCCACGGCCGACAAGACGGAUAGUCCCUCCACGACCGACAAGAAGAAGAAGAACCGACUCUCGGCCAUGUUUGGCAAGGUCAAGACCAAGCUUUCUAACAAAUAA